AACCGAAUUUGUAGUUAUCCCCAGCGUCAUUUGUUCGCGAAAAAUGUGGAAUUUAGUUUUUUAAUUGUAAAUUAAGUUUUGCCAAAGUUAUGUAAAUUUUCUUUUAUAUUUUGUCCGCUACAUAGUAUAUUUAUCCUUAGACAUAUAUGAACUUAUAUAAAGAGUGUUAAGUGAUAAAAUACAAACCCCGACAUUUAGAGAGAGAAAAAAAAUUGUAUAAGUUUUAAGGCCACUUUGAAAGGCAACCCAUUUAUUUUUUCUUCCCCCGUUAAAUAAUAACCGCUAAAAUUGUGGAAAAACAGGAGAAAACUCCAAAGCGGAAGAAGAAGGCUGCAGCCAGUAAAAUGUCUGCAGUUUAUUCGCCGCAACAACCGCAGCAGUCUGCGCCCCCAGGUGCUGUACUGCAACCGCCUCAGCCACCAACGCCGACGUCGAUGCAGCAACAACAACAACAGCAGCAGCAACCACCGGGUGUUGGCGGCGGCGUGGGUGGAGUGGGGAUGGGUGGUCCAACAGGAGUGCCAAUGGGCUCCGGCGGUCCAAUCCAACGAGGUCCUUCCAUGGUUGGCAGUGGUGGCGGACCCGUCGGUCCUCCAUCUUCAGUUGGAAGUGGUGCUAUGAUGGGCGGUGUUCCUCCUCCGCCAUCAUCCCAACGCGGUGGUAUGCCACCAUCACCCAGUCCAGCACAAAUACAAAAAAUACUUGACGAUAAUUGUGGUCUUAUUCAAACAAUUCAAGACUUUCAAACGAUGGGCAAAGCCCAGGAGUGCAUGACAUAUCAUAUGGCACUACACAGAAAUCUCGUUUAUUUAGCACAACUAGCUGAUCCAACAAUGAACAUUGCUCAGAUAUUGCCGCAUCCACAUGUUCUUCAACAACAGGCAGCCCAACAACAAGGUCCACAUGGUAUGAUGGGGGCUCCACAGCCUCCACAACAAGGUGGACCCCCGACUGGGGCAAACCAACCACAAAUAGCCGGUAUGCCACCAAUGUCUCAUUCGGAUGGAAAUGUGCAACCUCCAUCGGGAGCUCAAAUGUCGUAUGGAGGCCAACCUCCACAGUCGCAUCCAGGAAUGACGCCAAACUCUCAAUCUCAACAAGGUCCUCCCCAACAAGCUAUUCAUUCCCAACAAGCUGGCCAACAACAACCCCAACAACAAGGCGGUGCUUAUCGUGUUGGUACUUCGCCUCAAUCAGCCAAUCAACAACCACCAACAGUGUCAAAUGCAGGAUCGAAUCAACAGCGCCCAAGUGUUCAGUCAGGACAGCAGCCGGGUCAAGGGCCACAACAACAAGCCCCAAAUUCCCAACAAGGUCCGCCUCCUCAACCCCAAUAUCGUGGCAAUUAUCAACAACAACACAGUCAUUACCCUGGCUAUCCACCACAAAGCCAACCAUCUUACCAACCCCAAACCGGUUAUCCAUAUGGUCCACCCACUCAAGGCUACGGACCACCUCCUCCAAAUACACAGGGAGGCUACCAUCAUGCAGGUAUGCCACCGACAUCAUCAGCUGGUGGCGGCCCACCAGGUCAGCAUGGGUAUGCUAAUGCCAGUGGUCAGCAAGGACCUCCGGGCGCUUAUGCCCCACCUCCGCCGAAUCAGCAAGUUGCACCGGGCCAGCAACCGCCUCCUUCACAAAUGUAUGGUCCGCCUACAACUGGACAAGGACCACCACCACCGCCAAAUCAAUAUGGACCUCCGCAAGGUGGUAACAACGCGCCUCCACCGAUGACAUACGGUGGUUACGGUGGUCCACCACCAAGUGGUUAUGGUCAAGCGUCGAAUGCAUUGCCCAGCGGUUAUGGUCCACCUCCUCAAAAUCCAACACAAUCACCCUACCCUCCACAAUCACCAUACCAGCAAGGUGGAGCGCCUGGUGGCUAUCCGGGUCAGUCACCGCAACAGCAACAAACAUCACAGGGCACUAGCGGUGGCUAUAGUUCCUCGCCAAGUCCAGGCCAAACACCGCCACCACCAUCCAACCAACAAACACCAAACUCGGCUAACCCAAACGGACCAAAUGCUCCACCAGCUAGUGUGCAAUCCACUUCUCCAUCUACUUCUUCUGGCAAUCUUGGUGUUAAUAGCGGUCCACCGAACCAGCAGACACAAUCUCCUCAGCAGCAACAACAGCAGCAGCAGCAACAACAACAACAACAGCAAUAUGGAAACCAACAGCCGCCAGUUUCCAGUGGGCCGCCACAGCCACAUGGAUCUACUCCACAACAACAGACUGUAUAUUCGUCAGCAGGAGCGCCCGCUGGUGGUCCCUCACCUUAUGGAGCUCCAUCACAACAGCAGCAGCAACAACAGCCGCCGGGACCGAAUGGACCGCCUCAGGUGCCACCAAACACAACGGCACCACCAAAUGGUACGCCCCAGAUGCCCAAUCAGCAGUACCAACCGCCACCAGCAGGUCAACCGUACGGUGCGCCACCACCGCAGGCCUACGGUCCGCCACCACCCAGUGGUGGUUAUCCAGGACAUGGCUACCAUCAACCGCAGGGCGGCUAUGGUGGCAUGCCACAAGGACAAUAUCCACCUUCACAAGGAUAUCAAGGUUAUAGACCCACUGGUGGUCAAAUGCCGCCACCAGGCGCCCCUCAAGGACCGCCAACAAAUGCAUAUUCAUACUACGGUAAUCAACCUCCACAAUAAGUGUUUGCACCACAAAAAGGUUGAGCCAGACACGCGGCAACUGGUUAAUACUUUCUUCAAAAUUGAAAUAUAUACAUAUAUGUAUAUGUACAUGUGUUAUACUAUAUAUAUCAUAUGUAUGUAUAACCCUAGAUAAAUAAGACAAAUUAUUGGUAUUAAUUCCGCUCCGUAAUAAAGGGGAGAAAAAAAAAAACAAUCGGCUAAACUUAAUGGAAUCUUUGUAAACAUUAACACGCGCAUUAUGCUUAUUUUUCGACAUCUGAAAUCGUUAGAAGUCCAAACAAUAUUAACAAAAGCGUAAAAUUAUUUCCGACACACUAAACUCCAUUAAAUGAGCUGAAUCCAUUUGUUUCUUGCCUUAGGAAAUAUGUAGAAAGGUACUGGGAACGAAAGGAUAUUUUAAAUGGGCUAAAAGUUUUCUUACAUUUCUUAAAGUUCGGGAAAAUGAAAAUGAUAAUGACGCCACAUACUUCUGAAGUGUUAAUCAAAACACUGGCAUAACAGUAUACCAUACAUUCGGUUAGCGGACGACUGCAUAAAUAAUCGAACUUCAUAACUGCGUAAGCCGACGGAGAUGUAAUUGAUUUGUAUGAUUUAAAAGAAAAUUUAAAAAUCCGCUAGCUUUUAUUUAAUACCGUUAUUGAAAAAAAUUUACGGAAACUAUACAAAAUUUACUUAAAAUUGUUAAAAUAAAAAAUAAGUAUAAAGAUGUUACAAAAAGCGUAGGUCAAAAUAAACAAUAUACAUAUGUAUGUAAUAUUUAAUACUAUGUUGUCCCAAACAAUACAAUGUACGCAUUCCCCUUUUAAAUAAUAUUGAUUACGGAAAAUAUAUUGAACGGAAUGCAAAUUGCAACAUAAAAUUAUUGCGAUGAAUUCAAAUAUGUAACAUUAGACUUAAUCAAUAAUAUAAUACAGUAGUUUACGUUUGAUUGAGAAGCCGGCAGGCGAAAUAAUUUUUUAUUCACAUAUGAUAUCGCUACUAUCCUAAUAAAUAUGUCUAUGUGUAUUCGUCACAUUUAUACAAAAUAGAA
Messenger RNA from Bactrocera tryoni, 3693 nucleotides. Its product is annotated as trithorax group protein osa. The transcript is spliced from 3 exons. Lineage: Eukaryota; Metazoa; Arthropoda; Insecta; Diptera; Tephritidae. The coding region runs from base 345 to 2660 and encodes 771 amino acids. The record is from RefSeq and is a predicted model, not a curated record.